UGCCAGCUGCCGUGAUUUUGCCGAUAGCCAAAACAAUUAAAGUCAAAAAAAUGUAAUUUUGGGCAAACACCUGUACACUAAUUUAUGAUUUACGUAAAGUUUAGUUCAACGGCAAACUAAACGAAAUGAAAUUGGUAUUACUGCUGCAGCUCCGCUCUUCCAGAAGUUUCUCUUGUGCCCAGUAUUUCGUAUGGUAGCCCAAAAAUUACUGUCAAUUAUCACCUGUACCUAAUUGAUCCAUCAGCCCACGAAAUAUUCUACGAGUAUUUGUGGUUAUCUUCUGUUUGUUAGCUUUUGCGUAUAAAACACGGCUAAAUCGCAGAGCAUUUUUCAGUUGUUUGUCGCGCUUCGACUCCAGCAGAGCAGCCGAGUAUUUUUGCUUACCACGUAGAGAUCCCUUCAGAAAGUGAGAUAGCGUAAGAUGGAUUUAUACUAUAGACCCGGAUCUGCUCCAUGCCGUUCUGUACUGAUGACAGCCAAGGCACUGGGUGUGGAGUUCGAUAAGAAGACCAUUAUCAACACACGAGCUGGGGAGCAAUUCACGCCGGAAUACCUGAAGAUCAAUCCGCAGCACACGAUCCCCACGCUGCACGACCAUGGAUUUGCUCUGUGGGAGUCGCGGGCUAUUAUGGUCUAUCUGGUGGAGAAGUACGGCAAGGACGACAAGCUCUUCCCCAAGGAUGUGCAAAAGCAGGCUUUGAUCAAUCAGCGCCUGUACUUCGACAUGGGUACGCUGUACAAGAGCUUCUCCGAGUACUAUUAUCCGCAGAUUUUCCUAAAGAAGCCCGCCAAUGAGGAGAGCUACAAGAAGAUCGAGGUGGCCUUCGAGUUCCUAAACACUUUCCUGGAGGGGCAGACCUACAGCGCCGGAGAGGAUUAUAGCUUGGCGGAUAUUGCCUUCCUGGCCAGCGUUUCCACUUUCGAUGUGGCUGGCUUCGAUUUCAAGCGGUAUGCCAAUGUGGCACGUUGGUACGAGCAUGCCAAGAAACUGACUCCCGGUUGGGAGGACAACUGGGCUGGUUGCCAGGAGUUCCGCAAAUACUUCGAUAACUGAAUAUAUAAACCCGAAAUACUGAUAAAGCACGUACUAAUGUGGCUAUUAAGGAAAAACUAUUUAUUUAAAGAUUAAGACUG
Molecule: messenger RNA, 1134 nt
Organism: Drosophila mauritiana
Lineage: Eukaryota; Metazoa; Arthropoda; Insecta; Diptera; Drosophilidae
Gene: GstD10
Product: glutathione S-transferase 1-1
Exons: 2
Coding region: 422-1054 (210 amino acids)
Biological process (GO): glutathione metabolic process
Molecular function (GO): glutathione transferase activity
Source: RefSeq, a predicted model, not a curated record